This is a messenger RNA of Micromonas commoda, 1093 nucleotides long. Its product is annotated as Drug/Metabolite transporter superfamily. The record is from RefSeq and is a predicted model, not a curated record. Gene Ontology annotation, cellular component: trans-Golgi network; Golgi apparatus; endosome. Gene Ontology annotation, molecular function: antiporter activity. NCBI's taxonomy places the organism in Eukaryota, Viridiplantae, Chlorophyta, Mamiellophyceae, Mamiellales, Mamiellaceae. The transcript has a single exon. Bases 1 to 1047 code for a protein of 348 amino acids.
AUGCCGGGCAUCAUCGAGGAGGCACUCGUCGCGUACACCUACGUCGGGGUGUGGAUCGGCAUGAGCGCGGGGGUCAUCCUCUACAACAAGUACAUCCUGACCGUGUUCGGCUUUCCGUUCCCGGUGGCGCUCACCAUGAUGCACAUGGCCUUCUGCUCCGCGCUCGCGUUCGUCCUUGUCCGCGUGCUCGGCGUGGUGAAAGGCAUCAACAUGAGCCGGGAGACGUACAUCGCUAAGAUCGUGCCCAUCGCGGGGCUCUUCGCGGUGGUGCUGUGGAUGGGGAACACCGCGUACGUCUACCUGAGCGUCGCUUUCAUCCAGAUGGUCAAGGCGCUCAUGCCGUGCGUGGUGUACACCGUCGGGUGCGUUUUCAAGGUGGAGACGUACAAAAAGGAGACGAUGAUGAACAUGGCAGUCAUCGCGCUCGGCGUCGGGAUAGCGUCCUACGGCGAGCUCAACUUCAACCUCACCGGGUUCAUGCUCCUCAUGGGGUCCAUCGCGUGCGAGGCUGUGAGGAUCGUGUCCAUACAGAUGCUGCUCACCAGCGCCGACAUCAAGCUCAACAGCGUCACCACGCUGUACUACGUGUCUCCCGCGUGUUUCGUGUUCCUCCUCGCCCCGUUCGCGUUCAUCGAGGCGCCGCGGUUCGCGUCGGGUGCGGAGGACGUCAACCUCAAUCCCGUCGUGUUGGGAAGCAACGCGGCGCUCGCGUUUGCGCUCAACAUAUCAGUCUAUCUGCUCAUAGGCAAGACCAGCGCGCUCACGAUGAACGUGGCGGGAGUCAUCAAGGACUGGAUGCUGAUAUUCAUCUCUUCCGUGAUGUUCGACGCGCCCAUCAGCAGCCUGCAGCUGUGGGGAUACCUUCUCGCCUUCGCGGCGGUUUGCUAUUACAAUUACCAAAAGUAUCUGGAGCGGGUCGCCGCGGAGGCGGCGAAGGGCGCGGGGGGCAAGGCCGUGAAGCUGGACGACAGGGAGGCGAGCGGGGGAAUCGAGAUGACCAAGCAGAUCACGGUCAACGGCAACGCCGUCCCCAACAGUAAGCCGUAGCGUCACCGUGUAGUAGUCUACUUUAUUGCCAAAAAAAAAUCGCGGC